AGAGGGCCUCAUUCGUAAUUUUUUCAUCAUCACAGCACAAAUAAAAGUAACGUGCGACGUUAUUUCUGCGAAAAUCGGCGAAGAGCAUUGUUCUGGUCAAUGCUGAUCAAUUGUAUUGCCUUAAUCUCAAAAGUGUUUUAGGCAGCCGGGUAAUUCUGUUAUGUACAAAGCAUAUAUUGUGCCUGUUUCACUUAGGAGUCAUCCUGAGAAGGCUGCAGUAAUUGCCCUGCAGUUGGCUUAUGUUGAAGCCUGAGAUCCCAUCACACGCUCGUCUGUAGGAAGAGCUGAACUGUGCUCUCAAGACUGUAGCUCAGGUCAUUUAGCGGGGAUGCCUUUUGCAAAUAAGUAUUGUGUAUGGCUUUCUUAAUACCUGGGUGUUUUGCACGAGGGAAAGGUUUUAUGUAGGAAAACACCAAAACAGGAUGGGUGGCAGUUCUUCGUGUAAAAACUUAGACCCCUGUGUUCUGUAGGAAAAGUUGACACUCUUGCUGAGAGAGUGGUUCUGUGCAGAUUGGAAGAUAAUGUUAAUAAAUGUUCUUACUGUGUUUUUCUGUAAUCACAGUUCAAACGUUCAUUGUUGCUGUGUUGUAGCAGUUUUAAGGGUGGAAACUUCCUUACCCUGCUUAACUUCCGUGUCUUUUUCCUAGGGCAAAUGGAAAAACAAGGAGAGAGUGCUUAUUUUCUCUUCUCGUGGAAUUAAUUUCAGAACAAGGCACCUAAUGCAAGACUUAAGAACAUUGAUGCCUCACUCUAAAGCAGAUACUAAAAUGGACCGUAAAGACCAGUUGUUUGUGAUUAAUGAGGUGUGUGAAAUGAAAAACUGCAAUAAGUGCAUCUUUUUUGAAGCCAAAAAGAAACAGGAUCUCUACAUGUGGCUUUCAAAUACACCACAGGGACCAUCAGCUAAAUUCUUAGUGCAGAACAUUCACACACUGGCUGAAUUGAAGAUGACAGGAAACUGCCUGAGGGGGUCACGGCCCCUUUUGUCUUUUGAUCCAACAUUUGACAAGGAGCCACACUAUGCCCUGCUAAAAGAAUUGUUUAUUCAGAUAUUUAGUACACCACAGUAUCACCCCAAAAGCCAGCCUUUUGUGGAUCAUGUUUUCACCUUCACCGUUACAGAUGAGAGGAUCUGGUUUCGGAAUUACCAGAUAAUAGAAGAAGAUGCAUCUCUAGUAGAAAUUGGGCCUCGUUUUGUCCUGAACCUCAUAAAAAUCUUCCAAGGCAGCUUUGGAGGACCAACUCUGUAUGAAAAUCCCCAUUACCAGUCCCCAAAUAUGCAUCGACGGCUGGUAAGAUUGUCACUGGCAGCUAAGUUUAGAGAGAAACAGCAAGUGAAGGAAGUACAAAAGAUUAAGAAGAAAGGGAGUAAGGUGCUUAUUGAAGAAGAUCCCACUGAAGUUGUCUUUGAAACUCCAGCUGAAGAAAAGCCAGUGGAAAUACAGCUUGUGAAACCAGAGUCAAAGCCAAUUGUUAAAGAUAAAAAGAAGCUACGCAAAAUUCAGAGGAAGAAGCAAAAAAAGCUUUUCAGAACUGAAGCAUCAGCAUAAAUGUUACAAGUAAUGAAACUAGCUAUAUUGAUACGGUAUUGUAAAUACUUGUUUUUACAGGCAA
Egretta garzetta (little egret) is the source of this 1614-nucleotide messenger RNA. RefSeq names its product biogenesis of ribosomes BRX1 (gene BRIX1). Gene Ontology annotation, cellular component: nucleolus. Bases 720 to 1550 code for a protein of 276 amino acids. Gene Ontology annotation, biological process: ribosomal large subunit assembly; rRNA processing. NCBI's taxonomy places the organism in Eukaryota, Metazoa, Chordata, Aves, Pelecaniformes, Ardeidae. The record is from RefSeq and is a predicted model, not a curated record. The transcript has 9 exons. Gene Ontology annotation, molecular function: rRNA binding.